AUGAUGGUAAUAUGCGAAGUGAUUGGAUGCAUUAUGUUCAGGGCCAAACUAGCUCUAGGCGAAAUUCUCAGCUACGAUGGUAGGCGCCUGCCACCGGCUAAGAAUAUGUUGAAAUUGAGCUACGCCUGUGAGUUGGAAGCUUCUGCCACGCACUACGCUGCCCACUGUCCAUCAAUGAGAUCUAGAGCGAGUAGUAGGCCGAAUCAAGGGGAGAACUUUUUGCGGCUUACAAAAGUCGGAUUUCCAAGUUUUGCCGGUGCUGUCAACAUGACUGUUUAUGACUGGUGGAGUGUUGUCGGUGAUACUCGUGGCAUUAACAAUACCGCAGAACUCAAAGCGCAUCAUCUUCGGUCUCCUAUAGCAUCUUUUACUCAGGUAAUAAUAAACCAUUCUCAAAAUAAAGCAAGUCUGAUUAUGACAAUGACAGAUGGCAUGGGCAACGACUAGAU
Cylicostephanus goldi is the source of this 449-nucleotide messenger RNA. NCBI's taxonomy places the organism in Eukaryota, Metazoa, Nematoda, Chromadorea, Rhabditida, Strongylidae. The record is from the annotation of a GenBank genome assembly.